UCUGUAGCUAUAAGCACUAUAUUUAUCUAGGUAGUAACAUGCAGAAGUACCAGAAAAAGUAGCGUCCGACUGCGAGCUGUGGCCUGUCAACUGAGUAGUAUGACUUUGACAUUCUUUGCGAGAGACAAACGCCAAGAAAAAAGAAAAAAUCCCCACGUACCCCGAGAACAUCACGAGCCGCAUCCUAGACAUUGAUAUCUGAUGUCGUUGGAGACUUGCAUAUGCAUCUCGAUGGUGUUGUGGCACCAAAAUCUUGCAUUGUAGGCGAGCAAACAACCUAAGCCUUGCUUCGAAGCACAAACGAACCCCAUCAUCAACAACACCACACUCCCUGCCACGCCACUCACUCAUCCACUUUCGAAUACCAACAAGAUGGCAGCGCCACCCGGAAUGAUCGAUCCAUCCAUCUUCGAGGGUCUGCAGGCCAAGGUCGACGAAGACACGGCCGUCCGCGAUGAGCUGAAGGACAUUAUCCAAGCGCUCGAGAAGAACAACCGCAACAUCUCGUUCGUGCAGUCGAGGGCGCACUCGACGCCCGUUGCUCAACUUGCGUCCAUCAUCCAGGCCUCGGAAGACCCUAUCAAGAAUGCGAUCGAGAGCAUCUCCAGGCUUGCUGGCGUGGCGUCGAAGCAGCCGUACUACAAGUUCAACUUUAUGUGGACGCGCCAAGUGCAGGACGCGAUCUACAGUGUGCUGCUAUGGGCCUGGUUGGGCGGCAAGGACUUUGGUGAUGGCAAAAUCAAGUGCGGGCGUCUUUUGACUAUUGAGGAGCUGGGCGAGGUGCUCAAUGUCCCCGUCAAUCUCAAGGAUCAGGACGAAUUCCACAUCACCAUCGAAGAAUAUCUUCUCGCGCUAGUCUCGCUCGUCGAAGAGCUGACGCGUCUGGCGCGCAAUGCCGUCACGCUCGGCGACUACGAACGCCCGGUGUUGAUCAACCAGUUCGUCAAGGACGUGUUUGCGGGCUUCCAGAUUCUCAACCUCAAGAACGACGUGCUCCGCCGUCGCGGCGACGGACUCAAGUACCGCGUCAAAGAUGUCGAAGACGUGGUCUAUGACCUUUCGCUGCGCAAUCUGCUGCCAAAGAAGGAGCAAGAGUGA
This is a messenger RNA of Periconia digitata, 1098 nucleotides long. NCBI's taxonomy places the organism in Eukaryota, Fungi, Ascomycota, Dothideomycetes, Pleosporales, Periconiaceae. The record is from the annotation of a GenBank genome assembly.